Molecule: messenger RNA, 2234 nt
Organism: Osmia bicornis bicornis
Lineage: Eukaryota; Metazoa; Arthropoda; Insecta; Hymenoptera; Megachilidae
Gene: Tgi
Product: transcription cofactor vestigial-like protein 4
Exons: 4
Coding region: 546-1115 (189 amino acids)
Biological process (GO): negative regulation of DNA-templated transcription
Molecular function (GO): transcription coactivator binding
Source: RefSeq, a predicted model, not a curated record
UUAUAUCAGUUACUCGAAACACUAAAAUCAUUUAUAUCCGUAGGUAGAAUUUUGUUCGUAACGAGCACGACAGGGAUCCAUCGCUACCUGCAUGUGUGCAGCUUCUGCAUGUGUAAAAGGCAAGCUUCUCCAACGUGAGGUGGAGGGUGGGGGCAGAGGACGGGACGAGGCGGAUGAAUGAAUGAAUCUUAAGACAGUCGUGUAAGAGGGGCAUUCACGAAUCCACCGGGUCCUUUCAGCGACGUUUCUCUCGGUCGAAAAGACCCUGCCUUUCGUUGUUUCAUUCUCGUCCAACGUUUCCACGAUUAUGACCUUUGACCUCGCAAAUUCACGGCUACCGAUCACCGGUUGAAUUUCCUGACCACCUGGCCGCUUUCCUAAGACGUUCCCGAGGCCAGGACAUCAUGGAAGCCACUUUCUUCGGCGAGAGGAAGAUCCUGGCUCGAAUCGAGUCCUUGGACGAUCCGCGUGCCAAAUAGUGCUCAUCGUCGGUUUUUCUUUUUCAAUGUUCAAUCGGUGUGCCGGACUUGUUUCGUGUACGACCCAUGGAGACGAAGAAUUUGUUAGUCGUGGCUGAUGAGUGGAGAUCGGAGGGAAUGGAGGUCCAGUCGAAAAGGAGAUGCCUCUGGCAACCGUGGCUGAACACGGACAAGCCAGGAGAGGAGCGACCAAAAGCAACGAAUCUACACCGGAAGCCUAGCAGCGCGUGGCGCAAGGAGCGUAGGAGGGAUCCGAUUCAGAGCGAGGCACUCGACAUGUCUGCAGCCAGGGUGCAUCACCAUCAUCACAGCAGGCCCAGCGUGAUCGUUCCAACCACGCCACAGCCUGGUACAACGAUCGAGGACACCGCGGUGACACCUACUCCAUCGUUGACACCCUCCGCAGCAACAGCGGGUGGGCAAAGAACCGGUAUUAGAACGGUGGGUGGUGUAAGUGAUCCUGCGAUAGACGAGCACUUUAAGAGAUCAUUGGGCCUGGAAGAGUACGCAGCCGUUUUCAAUGCUACUACUACCGACAAGGAGGCAGGUCUCAGUGUGGACGAUCAUUUUGCAAAAGCAUUGGGUGAAACAUGGACGAGGCUGCAGGCGACCAGUCGAAGCAAGGACUCCACCUAACUGCCGGACAGUUAACAAGAGUUCCAAGGAUGUCGCCGUUAAAUACGUUGCUGUCCCCGUUUCGUCUGCGCGUGGAUCUUCAAGUCCAGUGUCGUGUUCCAGUUACUCGUCGAUCAAUAGUGAUCGUCACGAACAACAAACGUUUUCUUUUUUGGUUUUUUUUUAUUUUUUUUUUUUUAUUUGACAAUCCGAGUCGGGAAUCGACGGUCCACGUAAUGAUAGAGUACCUAAGUGUCCUUGAGUGCGCAGGAUCACAUUCGUGGAUAGCGAGGGACGAGCUCGGUGGAGGGAAGAAUUCAGAAUAGGAGAGCAACGUGCUUAUCUCUGACCUUGUGAAUCGAAUAUUGUACAUAGACGGAUAGUAUUCUUUUAUUGUACGCUAGUGAUGUGCGGCCCGACUAAUGUGUCGGGUUCCCGAGUAUUCGGAUCGCUUCGGAAAACAUCGGGCGGGCUCGGACGAGCGUCGGAUGAAGUCGGGUAGACUCGGACGAGCUCCCGCGGGCCGCGGCCUAAUUCUUACGUACUUGUUAAUAUUUGAAAUAAUCAUGUGCAAAAUCUGUUUCACGUGGAAUUUUGGAAUAAGAUAAUUUUUAUUUGGAAAAAUAAUACUUGCAACGAAUUUAUUUGGAUCAAAUAGAUUUUGAACAUUCUUAUUGCAAGCAUUAACAAGUACAUGAGAGUCGGGCCGCGGAAGCUCGUCCGAAUCUGCCCGACUUUAUCCGACCUGACCCGAAACAGUCGGGCUACCCGAGCCCGUAAUAUCGGGUACCCGCACAUCCCUACUGUACGCCAUUAUCACAGCCCUAGGGGCUAGAUAAAGUUAUUUAUUACGAAGUUCCAUACUGCCUCGCUAAAUAGUUCAUACAAAUCUGUUCGCUCUCUAACCGAGAUCGCGAACGGAGUAACGUGUACACGUAAUUAAUUAUUCAGCUAACCGUUUACGUUUCUAUACAUGUAUGUAACGAUUAUGUUGUAAUUAUAGAAAGCCGAGAGACUUUAUAAAUGACCGUAGAGAAUAAGGAACGUGGACACGCGCGUUCGCGUUGCAAAUCACACUGUAUCGAAGAGAAUGAAAGAAAAAAAAGGAGGAUACAUAAAGCGACUGAUAACAAUUUUAAA